This is a messenger RNA of Neodiprion fabricii, 4516 nucleotides long. RefSeq names its product protein FAM114A2. Lineage: Eukaryota; Metazoa; Arthropoda; Insecta; Hymenoptera; Diprionidae. The transcript has 5 exons. Bases 262 to 2451 code for a protein of 729 amino acids. The record is from RefSeq and is a predicted model, not a curated record.
CAUCGAAUGGCUCCUCCACCGUGGUGCCCCAAUGAUACGUUCCUGGUUAGAAAAAUGACGAAGGCGCAUGCUUGAGGAGCGGAUGACUUCGCGGCCACGUGACCAGUCUCUUUGGCACGAUAUGUGAUCCGCAUAUGUGUACAAAGAGAAUUCCUGAGACAGCACGACGAGCGUCACUCUAGCUACGUGUCUCUUCGUCGAUCAGCCACGAACAGCAGGGAGAGACGAGAACUGGCGUCCAAUUAAUCUCUGGCAAGUAAAAUGGCAACGUCAGAAAGUGACGACUUCGAAAGCGCUGACGAGGAAUUGGACAACCUUUCGGCGCCAGCUAAGCGCGUUUCUCCACGUAGAGCCCGGGCCGUCGUCGACUCGGAUUCGGACGACACGGACUGGACCUCCUCAAAGAUUGACCCCUCCUACGGAACCCUGGGCACAUCUGACACCAAGAGAAAACGCGCCUCUCCAACCUUCCCAAAACACAAACCAAGCUCUAUUCAAGUCAGCUUGAAGAACCUAGAGAGCGAGGGUAAGUCUGACGACACCGUUGACCCGAAACCAGCUCUUAGCCAACCGCCGGCGGUAUCGCAAGCUGGGAAAGAAGCGCCGUCGGAAUCGAAUACGUCCCAAGAUUUGUCGGUACCUGAUGAGAAGAAGCCAGAGCCUUCGAAUGAAACUGGAAAAUCAGACGGUUCUGUACUACCGCCAAAAACUAAGGAUGAACGUCAAGCCACUUCUGAGUUGUCGACAACUGCCAGCGGGAAGGAUGAGGUAGAAAAACCAGUCACAGAAACCGUCAGCAGACCGAAAAGGGAGAGACAGCAGAGACAGCAAAAGCAACGGGAGCCUAGGUCUCUCGGGGAAAAGAAACUGGGGUCUAAGAUCACCUCAGAAGAUGCAAAGCCCAGAAAAGUUGAAGGGGCGGUAAAGUCUCCUAUAGUCGAAAAAUGCUGGGAAGAAUUGGAUGAUAUUUUGUCAAAACCCCGACCCGACAUUGAACAGAGAAAGUCCAAGUGGGACAGCAGUUGGGACGAUCCAACGAAACCGAAGGGCGCAGAUGAAGAGAUAGAAGAGAAUAUUGAGGUUCCGGAAGAGUUGAAAUCGAAUAAAAAGUUCAAAGAGGUGUUUAAGUCCGACGGCUGGGGAGAUAUGGAUGAGGAUGUAGAAAUCCCUGAUGAAAUGUCAGAGGAAAAGAUUCUCCCUGUAUUAGACAAGCUAUCCUUAGCUGGCGAAGAACAGAACAAAAAUGCCGGUUGGGGAUGGGGUGGAUGGGGCGUCAGUUCAUUGAUAAACACGGCGUCGGCCGGAGUCACUAGCCUAACGAACCAUGUGAGUCACGGAUUGACGAUGCUGGAAGAAAGCAUCGGCGUUCCAGACCCUGAAGAAUUGGCAAAAACUGAAGAGAGCGAGACCGAAGGUAGCAAGACCGAAGGUGUUGCCGACGAAAGAAGUCAACUGGAAAAAGAGCCGUCUGAUACACAAUCUCAAUCAUCAUUUGGUUUUGGUAAUCUGAUGUCCGGUGUUUCUUCUAUAACAAAACUUGUCGAAUCGACAAGUAACAAAGUAAUUGCUGGAGGUUUGGACACGCUGGAAACAAUUGGUAAGAAGACAAUGGAAGUAUUACAAGAUGGAGAUCCCGGACUCAAGAAGAAAAGAGCUUUCUUCACGCAAGACAGUGACAAGCCUAUAUUAUCACAAAUGCUUAGGGAAGCUAAGGACAAAGCAGAAACAGAAGAGAAAACUUUAGAAGAAAAACAAUUGGCUAGAAAAGUACACUUUGAAAGUCUCUUCGAUGACUAUCAGGGACUUGUACAUUUGGAAGCACUAGAAAUGCUGUCUAAACAAUGUGAUAUCAAGAUACAGCAGCACAUGAUCAAUUUAAAUGCCGACGAGUUGUGCUCUGUUCAAGAGACCUUAGAUGAGGUAAAGGAACUGUGUGAUUUGGGAGACGACGACGGAGAUGAUGUACACGAGACUGAUCUUCAGGAAAGAUUGAAGGGAGCUUGUAAAGACCUUGGAGUGACUAUGACUUACGAUAAACUUAUUGACACUUGGGAACAAACAAGGGCCUACCUUUCAACUGUGAUUUCUACAGAGUCAGUGCCUGCUGAUAGAGAAGUGUUUCAACGUGCCAUUUCGACUCUUGCUCAAUUCACAGCACUUUCUGUAGAAAGAUUUCACAAAACGGCAGAAUUACUUCUUGUCAAGGAAAGACGUAGCACUGUAAACGAAGCCGACGCUUUGGUUCAGCUCACCAACAUUUUAGCAGGUGAAGUUGGAGUCAUUGCUAACCUGUUUGCAGACAAGCUGAAUGAGCGUGUUAAACAUUCAGACAAACCAGACGCCACAAAUGCUAAUAUCACCACGAUUUUCCUCGAGGCAGCAAAUGCAAGCUCAUACAUUCAAGAUGCCUUCAAAUUGUUGAUUCCAGUUCUCCAAGUUGGAGCUACAUAGUCUCACCUAUUUUUGUAUAUGUUUUAUAUAGGGUAUAUGAAAUCAAAUUACUAUAAGAUUAAUAAAAAUCAUAGAAGAUUAAGCUAUAUUAUUGGAUGGCUAUCGAUUUUUGAUAUGUACCAUAUUAACUCAUUUUUGACGAAAAAAUUUCUCAACAUAGGUACAAUUUUUACUUCGUAUUUUAAUGGUAACCCAGCUUGACUUUCAUUGCUUUCUUUGUAAAAGAGUCUAUAUAAAAUCAUGAAUAAUAGUUUAGGCCAGAUAAUAACAAAUUAAUCCCUGCACUCAAUCCGUAUGCUUUCAACUAACUCGUAUUAAAAACAAGAAGAAUGUCGAGGGUGUACUUACAAAAGCUUUGAUACUGUUAUAUCGUUACAAAUGUAACAACGUCUAUGAAAUAGUAUAAUAUUUAGAAAUCAUGUUUGUUGGAUAAUAUUUGGUACAGCCUCAGAAGUAGUGUCUCCAUUUUGCACUGUUUAUGUACAGUUAACAAAAUUAUCACUGAUGAAUCAAUAAACAAGAGAGUAAUUACAAAAAGACAUUUUUCAUUUAUUAUAACAAAUCGUUUCCCAUACCGUCAUGUACAAAUUUUACUGCUACAGAUUUACAUUGUACAGGAUAUAAAACUACACAACUGUAUAAUCUACCAACUGUAGAUAAAAGAGCAACGCUCAUUGGCUUUAUCUAAUAAUUUGUUUCACUUUUCAUACGACGAUAUAAACUGUGCAUCUAUUUAUCUCGAAGAUAUUAUGCAUUUUCUCUGUCACAUGAGAGCUUAUUGAAAUAGGGUGUGGUAAAGCAUAACUGCAGUAUGUCGCAAUAGAAAAUCUGGACACGUCUGAUGAAUCAAGUAAUAUUCAAGUUGUAACAAAGAUAAUAAAAUACCAAAAGUCAAUUUUUCAAAUUAGCAAAUGGAUGAUGCGGUGUUGAAUACAAAGAAUGAGCCGCUUCAUGUUUCGCAGUGAUUUUUUUGUUUUUUACAGCAAAUGAAAUGUGCUUAAAACCAGUCUUAUUACGCACUUACAUUACUCGCAAAACAAAACUCUUGACAUGAUAAGACUUUGUCUACUAAGAAAAUUAAGUGUACAAAAAGAUACGAAAACAACUAUUAUUCACAGAUUCCCUUAUGACCCUCGGCAUUCAUGCGAGUUUGCUUCUCAUUAAAAAUACAUUUGCCCAAUUCGAAUCGUAAAUAUGAAAGUAUCGAAUUUGUUUCUUCGUAAGUCCACUUUGAUUAUGUUUGGGAUUUAAUUACAGAUUUUUCGACUAAAAAAAUGACAAAUAAAUUAGUUUCGAUUUUUUUUUUUCUUCGGAUAUCCCUAAGAUUCAUGAUUUUACAUAUUUUUGACUUUUAGACAGGUACUCAUACCGAGCACACGUUUGGUCCUUCCAAUACUGUAAUACCCCUUAUUACAUCCAAUUUCUCGGGAUAAAAAUCCAUGAAACAAUAUUUUCCAGUAUACAAUCGUUUCAUCUAGAUUUUAUGCGACGAAUGUAAUACCAAAAUACACUUAGAUUUUUUUUCAUCAACUUUAAUGCUUAUGUCUCUUGUUACCAGUUGGUGGUUUUUGAAGUUGAAAACUGAAGUUGGAGUCUGUUGCUGAUAGGGAAGUUGCCAAGUUUGACGGUGUGUUAAAACUCAAACCUGUUGCUGGUGGUUUGGCAGACGCACCAACUGAAAUACUACUGGCUGUUUGUAAUGACGUUGCAUUACCCCAAGCUGAAACAAUUUCAUUAUUACAUCGCCUCUAGAAAGUAUUACAAAAUUAAAUUUACACACACCUUGAGGGCAGUAAACUACCUUUUAAGCUCUCCGAAAAUAGGAAAAAAAAUGUCAGCGUAUAUAUUAAAACCGUUAUUACAUUUCUGUAUUGAUUUGUGUUCCAUAAAAGAAAGGCAGCCUCCAUAGGUAUCCCAUUACUUGAUUUAAAAUAAAUACAAUCCCCCUUACUUAAAACGACAUAACAUUACUUUUACGAAGCACAUUGCAUUAUUACAUUUCUGUAUUGAUUUGUGUUCCAUAAAAGAAAAGCAGCCUAGAUAAAUAUCCGGUUACAUUGAUUUA